UAAUUAAAGGGCGUGGUGUGUGCACCAUUGCUCGUGCUUUUUGAGUGUUCUUUGGUAAGAGAGUCUUCUUUUAAGCUGAAUCUCUGUUAACUUGUCUUCACCCUAUUACGAUAGGUAAAAUAUUAAGCGAUAGCCCCAGCGUCGUUACAUUUGGAGGUCCCACCGAGAUCCAGGAAGAAAAUCGAAGAGGAUUCGCCAUGCCCAUGACUAAGGCCGAGAUGAAGGUCCAGCUGGACGAGGCCCGUGCCUCAGUAGAGUCUUUUAAGCAGGAGGUGAAUCGGAUUACAAAGGAGAAGGAUGCUUUAGCUGCUCGAGUAGAGGAGGUCACCGAGCUACGCGCAACGAUUGAGGAGCUGAGAAGAGAAACUCAAGGAGACGCCACAGGUGAUCUUGAGGAUCAGCUUGCGGAAACCCGGUGGAGGCUAGAGGAGUCAGAGAGGGAAUCUGAAGUUGCAGUCCUGAGAGCAAAAGAGACCACCAGAGAAGAACUGCAGCAGACACACAAGCGGGAGCUUGAAUCUUCGGAUUACUUGAUCCAGUUACUCAGGGAGAAGGUAGAGCAACUGCAGCAGCAGGUGGAAACUACUGGUGAUGGAGCUCGUCGCCGACCAACAGGUAUGAGAUUCAGUGAGACACUAACCAAGUUUAACGGGGAAGACGUAGAUGAUGAAGGAGCGUUUUUGAGGUGGCUCCGUAAGCUAGAAUGGAUAGCUGAAUUAUGAGUGGAGAGAUG
This is a messenger RNA of Amphimedon queenslandica, 733 nucleotides long. RefSeq lists its product as uncharacterized. The coding region runs from base 198 to 722 and encodes 174 amino acids. The transcript has a single exon. Lineage: Eukaryota; Metazoa; Porifera; Demospongiae; Haplosclerida; Niphatidae. The record is from RefSeq and is a predicted model, not a curated record.